Brassica oleracea var. oleracea is the source of this 363-nucleotide messenger RNA. Lineage: Eukaryota; Viridiplantae; Streptophyta; Magnoliopsida; Brassicales; Brassicaceae. The record is from the annotation of a RefSeq genome assembly.
AUGGGCCCUCGGAUCUUUCGAAACGCAGUGCGCUGCAUUGACGAGGUGACUCUUUUAGUCUCGUUACGCUUUCUAAUCUCAAUCGAAGCCAACUCUGACAAAUUUCAGGUUUACACUGCUAGAUCAUAUAUUGAAGAACCCUACCUACCAAAAAAAGGCCCUGGGGAGCAUGCCACCCUCAACCCACAAACUCCCAUUCUCCUCAGUCUCCCAGUAUUGGAGACCUACUUACUACAUCUCGACCGGGGGCCUCUCCAGUCUUUGCUUAAGAACUUUUCUAUCUAUAGAAGGAUUCAAUCCAGCCGCAGGUUCCCCUACGGCUACCUUGUUACGACUUCACCCCAGUCGAAGAUCCCACCGUGA